ACAACUGGCAGCUCUUUGUCCUCUGCGGGUUUGGCUGGUUUGCCGACAAGUGAGUCUCUCUGGGUUGUUGCGCCGAGUUCUCAUAACUGACUCGUUCCCAUGUAGUCUCUGGAUGCAAGGCGUCUCCCUCACCCUCCCGUCCCUCUCGGCCGAGUUCGGCAUUUCGGAGAAGUCGGUGCGCUACACCACCUCGUCGCUGUUCAUCGGCCUGUGUCUGGGGAGCUUCUUCUGGGGCAUCGGCUCCGACAUCAUGGGCCGCCGCAUCGCCUUCAACCUAACGCUGCUGAUCACAAGCGUGUUUGGUACCGCCGCUGCAUGGGCGUCCAGCUGGGGCGGCGUCUGCCUCAUGUACGCCGCCCUGGGCUUCGGCGUGGGCGGCAACCUGCCUGUAGACGGCGCUCUUUUUCUCGAGUUCCUCCCGGACGCCUCGAGUUCGCUGCUAACCCUGCUGUCCGUCUGGUGGCCGGUCGGGCAGCUGUGCUCAUCCCUCUUUGCCUGGUACUUCAUCGCCCGCUGGCCGGCAGAUGAAGGGUGGCGGAACUUCGUCUUGACCAUCGGCAUUAUCACCUUCGCCAUGUUCCUCGUCCGCUUCUUUCUCUUCCAGAUGUUUGAAUCGCCGAAAUACCUGCUCUCGCGAGGCCGGCAGGCCGAGGCAGUCGCGGUUGUGCAGGGCAUAGCAUUCAAGAACGGCCGGAGAACGUGGCUGACGGAAGAAGUUCUGGAUGCUGUUGUUGACGACGCAAGCCCUCGCGCUCGGAGUCGGCUAUCGACCACGAAUAUCAUCAAGAACAGGCUCGCCUCCUUUUCCGCCGAACGCAUCCGGCCGCUCUUCAGCAACCCCAAGCUCGGCCUCACCACAUCCCUCAUCUGGUUUUGCUGGGCAACCAUCGGGAUGGGCUACCCGCUCUUCAACGCCUUCCUCCCCCAGUACCUCUCGCACGGCGGCGACAGCGGGGCUGUUCUCGCGUCCGAGAUGACGGGCGAGACAUAUCGCAACUACGCCAUCACCAGCGUCGUCGGCGUGCCCGGCAGCCUGCUCGCCGCGUACUCGGUCGACAUGAAGUCGCCGUUCCUGGGGCGGCGCGGCACGCUGGCCAUCUCGACGCUCGUGUCGGCCAUCUUUUUAUUCCUGUUUGUCCAGCUGGGCACGUCGCCGUCGUCGCAGCUGUUGUUUUCCUGCGUGGAGGCGUUCGCCCAGAACAUCAUGUACGGCGUCCUGUAUGCUUUUACGCCGGAGAUCUUCCCUGCUCCGGUCCGCGGCGCGGGCACGGGAGUCGCGAGCUUCCUGAACCGGGCCACCGGCUUGCUGGCGCCCAUCAUUGCCGCGACGGUGCCGGGCGACGGGACGACGACGCCGGUCUAUCUGUCGGCGGCGCUCAUUCUUGCGGCGUUUGUGGGGAUAUGCAUGGUUCCCAUCGAGACGAGGGGCAGGCAGCGGUUGUAGAAUGGGAGCAGCAACCUAGAUAUUAGAGUAGCAUUUUCACGGGCGUUAGAACAUGUUCUCCGGGCUUGGUCCAAUAUGCCGCAAUAAAAUCAUCACUGUCUAAAUUUGCUUUGUUACCGUCUAAAUUUUCUACGUUAGC
Thermothielavioides terrestris NRRL 8126 is the source of this 1583-nucleotide messenger RNA. RefSeq lists its product as uncharacterized. NCBI's taxonomy places the organism in Eukaryota, Fungi, Ascomycota, Sordariomycetes, Sordariales, Chaetomiaceae. The record is from RefSeq and is a predicted model, not a curated record. The transcript has 2 exons. Gene Ontology annotation, molecular function: transmembrane transporter activity. Gene Ontology annotation, biological process: transmembrane transport. The coding region runs from base 113 to 1444 and encodes 443 amino acids.